Oryctolagus cuniculus (rabbit) is the source of this 4301-nucleotide messenger RNA. RefSeq names its product family with sequence similarity 180 member A (gene FAM180A). Lineage: Eukaryota; Metazoa; Chordata; Mammalia; Lagomorpha; Leporidae. The record is from RefSeq and is a predicted model, not a curated record.
CCGUGCUGUUCCCUGCUGCCCAUCGGCCGAAGAGGUCCUCGUCCCUGCCACUGAACCCAGUCCUGCAGAACUCCUUGGAGGAAGUGGAACUGCUCUACGAGUUCCUGCUGGCCGAGCUGCGCAUCAGCCCCGACCUGCACAUCUCCAUCAGGGACGAGGAGCUGGACUCCCUGCGCAAGGCCGCGGACUUCCGCGCCGUCUGCAACGAUGUCAUCCCCAAGCGCCUGCCGGACAUCCGGCGGCUGAGCGCCAGCCUGGCCAGCCGCCCCGGCGUCCUCAGGAGGGAGGACUUUGAAAGGACCGUGCUGACCCUCGCCUAUGCGGCCUACCGCACGGCGCUGUCCCAAGGGUAUCAGAAGGACAUCUGGGCCCAGUCCCUGGUCAGCCUCUUCCAGGCCCUGAGGCAUGAUCUGAUGCGGUCCUCAGGCCCCCGGGCGGCUCCCUGAGAGCCUGGGCCCCCGGAGCAGGGACCUGCACACACAGCAAUCCAGAAAGGCUUCCUUCUCUCUCUCCACCUACACAGCCCAGCAGGAAAACACGCCCAGCGACACAGAUCGGCCGAGAUAAAAUACAAGGAGCCCCGAUGCCCCUCUGCGCUUGGUAGCUUCCUGCCAGGCACAUGUGCCGGGAGAAAGGGCCGCUGAGGUCCCUCGGGAUGCCUGCCAGGCGGGAUGCUUUGCCUGAGGUCAUGCAGGAGUCUUAAGAGAGGCUUCCCCGCAGAGCAGAGCCAUCGCUGGACACACCAGGAGUGAGGGCGGGAGAGAGAGAGGGCGGCAGAGAAGUGUGGGCAUGGCACGAAGAUGGGGUGAGGGGACAGCGGCCUGGAGCUGGCUUCCCAGCAGUCCCAUAGUAAACUCGAAGAAGCUAGAGCUACACCCAAAUAAAUGCGUUGUGAGCCAAGGAUGCACUCCCUGAGUUUUUCCGAAAGCCACCAGGAAGAAUCGGUCAGGAAAUCAGUGGUUUUAUGACCUGUCUGCCUUAACUCACCCUCUCUGUAAGCUGAUUGUAUACAGAAAAGAAACAAGAAAGGGGGCCACAGAGGUGCUGGGAGCCCAGUCCUGCUUUGUCUUUCCAACACAGAACCCGAGCUAACGCAGAGGGGCCUUGCGAAUGGAAGAGGUGGCCCCGGCCUCUCUCUCCCAAUCCUAAAAUAAGUUAGCAUCUUCAAAUAACCAGGUGCACCCAAGAAAACACAGGAUGUUACCCUGUCAAAUGCCCAAAUACUGAUUUAAGUUGAUUCAAUACUGAUUUAAACAUCUAAACUAUACAUAUGAAAAGUUUCAGCUUUUAUUUACUAGCUUAGGAGACUCAUUGGAAACAGUCUAAUGAACGAAUUGAUAAGAUAAUCUCUAAGAUUCCUUCCACCUUUGAAAUUCCUACAAUCGUUGAACUAACUACAAGAUACUGCAGGGAGGGACAACAAGAGGCCUGCAGGACUGUUUGUACCGACGCUGCCCUGCGAGCUGGGGCUUGGCCUGUUCUCUGCCCAGGUCUGAGUUUUUCUGCUGCCUCCCUCACCGUCAGGCAUUUUUACCGAUGUAACCUGCCCUCCCUGGUUCAUUCUUCCUUAGCCUCAAGAUUAAGGUAGUGAGGUAUGUUCUCAUUCUAUGUCAAAGAGCAGUUCCUGGCUGAAGUGUCUGCUAGGUUCUACAAGGGCUCCUCACAGCACAAGAAUGCUACUAGCUUUGGCAAAGUGUCAGCUGGGGUUGGACUGGAAGCUGCAGAAAGUCUAGUCUUUGAAUGACAAUCACUGGGCUAAAUUCGGUUCUGCGAAGGUUAUUCAACAAUUGUCAUUUGACACAAACGAGCUUUGCCUAUCAGCCCUAGCAACAGGGUCUUUUUGGAGAAAUACAAGGAUGCAGGAAAUGUCAUCUGCAUCAUCUCCAGUCUUGCGUAGUGCUACUCUCAGGCCCAGAGGAGCGAUAACUCCCAGCCUCUCUCCCCGAUCAUAUUGCUCUCAUACGGCCCUCAAGCCCAGGUUCUGAGUUACACUUGUUGUUCUGUCUUUCUCUUUCUAAUUGACAUCAUAACUCUGCUGGUCUCUUUCCUUUCAUUCCAGCAUUUCUGCCACUCUGUAUUUGGACCCAACUCUGAAUAUCUGUAUCUGUUUCUUGAUACACCUCCAGGCCCCUUCUGGUUGACUUUGUUUCUCUCUCUCUCUCUCUCUCUCUUUCUCUCCACUUCUAUCCCUCUGACUGCUUGCUCAUACUCUGAUACUGUCUUUCAGUCUCUUGGCUAAAACCAAGAGCAGUGUACAGACAGGACUGUGAAUCCCCAGAGGAAGUGAACCUUCUUUCUUUCCAUUCUUCCUGCUUGUGGGAUUGGGAAGUGACCAACAAUGGCUUCCAUCCCUAGACACCAUGCAGUCAGUCAUGCACCACCCCCCCAGACUCCACCCCCAUCCGAAUGGAUCUGUACCCAGACCUCAUCAGAUGGAAAGACCAGCUCUGCAGUCCCUGCCUACUGUUUUAUGGUCAAUGCCUCCUCCAAUGGUAGGAGACCUGUGAAUUGAAGGCUCAAUCCCAGGAUCACGGGUAGCAAUGCUAGGUUCAUUCAUCUAGCAACAAAAAAUUGAAGGCACUUUGUAUGUAGAACUUUUGGGACCUGAAAGCAUAUGGUAGUCAACAACUGACAAAAAAGAAAUUACCUUUUUAAAGGCAAAUGAAGACUUUAUUUCCAUAACUAGGUUCUUAAACACGAUUUGAAUCUGAAAGCAGAUUAAUUUCUUACCCCAAAAAGUUUUAUAACAAUUACUUUAUUGACAUGAAAAUGAUAUAUUAUGCUCACCAUCCCUCACUCCCCAAAAUACCCUGCCCCUUGGAGCAGGAAUUUAACACUUAGUGAUUAAGAUGCCUACACUCCAAAGUAGAGGGCCUGGGUCUGAUUCCUGGCUCCAGCUCCUGACUCCAGUUUCCUGCCAAUGCACACCCUGGGAGGCAGCAGUGAUGUCUCCAGUAAUUAGGUCCCGGCCUCCUACAUGGGACACCUGGAUUGCACUACCAGCCCCCAGAUCCAGCCUCAGCCCCACCCCCCAACCCUCAGCCCUGGCUGUUGCAGCAUUUAAGGUGCGAACUGGUAGAUAGACGUGGUUUUCUCUCUCCCUUAAUUUUUUUUUAAGAUUUAUUUAUUUAUUUGAAAGUCAGAGUUGUACAGAGAGGAAAGGCAGAGAGAGAAAGAGGUCUUCCAUCCGCUGGUUCACUCCCAGAUGGCUGCAACAGCUGGAGCUGCACAGAUCUGAAGCCAGGAGCCAGGAGCUUCUUCCUGGUCUCCCACGUGAGUGCAGGGGCCCAAGGACUUGGGCCAUCCUCUACUGCUUUCCCAGGCCAUAGCAGAGAGCUGGAUCGGAAGUGGAGCAGCCGGGUCUCAAACCAGCGCCCAUAUGGGAUGCCAGCACUGCAGGCAGUGGCUUUACCUGCUACGCCACAGCACCAACCCCUCUCUUUCUCUCUUCCUCCCCCCAUUUCACCUUGUUCAUGUUGCUCUCUCCACAACGACAGAAGGGUUGCAUUUUGUCACAUUUACUCACAGAAUAAUGUGAGAGUGUAAUGCUUGCAGUGGAAACUUGUCUUACAGACCCAUUGCUGCCAUGUGUACACUGCUGGGAAAUUGUAGGAUCGAAGACCCCGGAGGUUUCUGCCGUAGCUGGCAUCCUCACAGCUAUCUCCCGCAUCACACAAGAGACAUUGACAAACCUCUCUGCGCUGCAAUUUGCAUUGCUCAGUCAUCUCACCUUGAACUGACUGAAAAUACAAUCACAUAAGUGGUAAAUCAACAGAUAUUUCCACAGCUAAACUCAUCGAAAACGAAAUGCUCAUUAACUGCCUGUGCACAACACCCUUUACUUUCUUAACCCAUUUCCUUGUUGUCCAUUAGAGGAAAAAAACUCAUAAAAGUUACCAUCUUAACCAAUGUCAAGGGUACGGUAAUGUUAACUACAUGAAGGAUUUUCAGGAAGUCCAUGAAAAUGCCUAUUAUGAGAAAACAAUACAGAACUUUCAAAAAUUCUUGGCACUCAAAUAAACAUGGUUUCACUCCAUUUUCCGUGAACUUUCUGGUCUCCUUCCAUGCUCGUGCCACACAGAUCGCCACGAGUUUUUCGUGUUGUGAAACUGAAGCUCCACACAGUGGAACCGCCCCGCCUUGCCCCUCUGCCAGCCCUCAUUGGCCUCCCUUCCACUUUCUGCUGUUCAGGGUUGAGCACUUUAGACCUCUCGUCCGAGGGGGACCAAAGGGUUUUUCUUCAUCUGAAAAAUGCGCCAAGUCCUGAAGGAGAACUUCUGGUCUUACUGUGUCACUUGCCU